Messenger RNA from Pieris rapae (cabbage white), 6706 nucleotides. RefSeq names its product coiled-coil domain-containing protein AGAP005037. The record is from RefSeq and is a predicted model, not a curated record. The transcript is spliced from 23 exons. Gene Ontology annotation, cellular component: cytoplasm. The coding region runs from base 147 to 4772 and encodes 1541 amino acids. Lineage: Eukaryota; Metazoa; Arthropoda; Insecta; Lepidoptera; Pieridae.
UUUACAUAACUUCAUUUGGUUAUAUUUUUGUUUUGAUGUUAAACUUAUUCAAAACUUAAGUUUUUUUUAUUAAUCGUAGUGUAGUAAAUGUAUCCCUGUUUAUAUUAAUUUUAAAAUUUACAAAAAAUCAGUAUUGUAGACGCAAUAUGGGCGACAAUAAAAAAAGGAAGAGCAGCAGUUUUCGCAAAAUAUUUCCAUUUUUCACAAGGAAAUGUAAACAGAAAUAUGAUGAUAUUCCUCAUAUUUCCAAGAGAUCGAGUCACAAUCAAGUCUACAAUCAAUAUUACAAUCCACAGUCUGUGAUAAAAGAUAAUAAAGAAAAUGUUUCGGAGCAAACUGAAACGAUAUAUGAAAAUCUCUCUGUACCAUGUACUGUAGCACAAAGCCAUACAGAUAAACAGAGUACGAAAGACUCUAAAACGUGUUUUCACAAUAGUGAUAAUUGGGAUAAACAUCAAGGUAUUAAUUACUCACAAAAACUGUCAUUGCAAAAUAGCCAUGAUACAAGUUCAAGUAUUGAUUUAAGUCGAUAUCCUGAUACUUACUAUCACUCUCUAGAUAAGUUACCAAGCAACACACUUCCUGCAGAUGAAAUAGAAAUAUAUAAAGCAUCGCAAUUUCGAACAAAUCCAGAGUCAGUUGGGGCUGAAAUAAAACGUGUUAGCACCAAGUUCCUAAUUUCGCCGAAAAAAGAAGCCGAGGUUCGUACAAUUCAACCAACAAGGGCGCGCAGUUUGUCUCUUAAUAAAAGCCGACUGGCUCAGCAACCAGACCUAUCACAAACAUACUACGUUAAUCGUGAUGUCGGUAAACCCUACCACUAUUCUGCGCCAACCUCUCCUAUCGCGGUUGGUCAUCGAAUACCAAGUAUGCCACUGACUCACUCGCCCUAUGAAAGUUUAAAAAAAAAUAUGCUCGAAGCAGAAGAGGGCCGAAAGUCGUUAAGUCGAAUGAGUAUACAAUCAAAAUCUUCAGCCCCGCCAAUCGAAGGCAAUAAUUACGAUAAAGAAACGGCUCGACUUAGAGUGGAAGCGUUCUACUGGCAAAAAAUCAAGGAGUUAAAAGUUCAAGAGGAUGAGUAUAUAAUGAAGCAAACAUUGAGCAAUAUGUCACCUUCUCCAAAUGCCAACACAUAUUCAAACUGCAGCUCACCGAGUUCGUUUAUGAUGAACUCCAAAAGUUGUAGCUUACCACAAGAUGUAAGGCGGAGGAAUAAUUUUGUUACGUCAAAUAAUUCCAUACAUCUAAAAGCACCAUUCACUCGAAGUAUUUCGGAACGGCGAACUGACAGUUUUGUAAGAAAUAUAUCAAACAACGCAGAGUUUGCUGACUACUACCAACAAAAAAGAACAUCGACGCCAAUAAUUCUUGAAAAUAAAGUAUACACAAAGGUAGUUACACCCAAUGCCCAAAGGGAACAGAAGUGUGAAAAUUUCACUUCGCAUCAAAAAAUAAUUUCCGGCAGAUUUAGUAAUCAAAGCAUGAGUGCGGGAUGCCCUCAACCGCCCAUUCGUACAUCCAGUGUCAGAAGCUCUUCAUCAACUUACAGAAAAAAGGAAUCGGCGCUAGCUGGUGGAAGCGCGCUUUAUUAUGGAUCUGAGAGCGGUUCAGACGCUGGUGAAAUAAAAUUGUUGCAGAAGGAUAUUCAUAAAGAAGAAGACUGGCAAGCAGAUGGCAGAAUUGAUGGAGGUUUAUCUGACGGAGAAGCAACCCGGUCAGCCCCGCGAAGCCGGUCGUCUCGCCGUGAUGAUCCGAGACGCCAUACACUCGCUGGAAAUCAUUUAUACCUCCAUUCUCAUCAUCCUGGAGAGCUUAAUAAUUCUGAGCUUGAACCACAAUUACAAAGGGGCUAUCUCCCGCAAACGUUGUAUUACGACGACGAUCCCGGUGUUAUGUCAGAGGUUGAGACGUCUUCCACUGGGUUUAGACGCGGAGGAAAGCAAAGAUCAUCAUUACCAGUGGUUCGCACACCUAGUAAGACCCUCGAAAGACCUUUAGGUCUUGUGUUUUUACAAUACCGCAACGAGACUAAAAGGGCUCUUCUACCGAAUGAAAUCACAUCACUCGACACCGUAAAAGCUUUAUUUGUACGAAGUUUUCCGAAGCAGCUCACAAUGGAUUACUUAGAUAGUCCAUUAGUCAAGGUUUAUAUACAUGACAGCUCAAAGGACAUGUUCUAUGAACUAGAAGACCAUAGGGCCCAUCUUCGGGACAUCAGGGACCGAUCCGUUCUUCGGUUGUUUGAGUCUAAAGAUUUGAACGGUGGUGUCUUUCCUGGAGCUCUAGGUGUUGGUUCAGUCAGGCUUCCAGCGCUAGCCGCCACCAAUUCAUCAAACGCUAAUUUGGAGGAUCAAAGUACAUACUUCAGCGAGCCGGAAAUCGAUUCCGACCACAUUCACAACAUCCACAAAGCAAAGACGAAGCCCCCAGCAUACUACAUGGGUCCCGCGGCGCCUAGCACUCUACCAAGAGGGGGCACAGUACUUCGUGCUUUUUCACCGGCAGCACCGCCCGUUCCAGCUGAUCGUGGGAAGAACAUUCCUCCGCCAGGUCCACCGGUCAAGCCAGUUCGCUCCUACGUUCCAGGCACUGGCUCUGAGAGGUGUUUUCCAUUCUCCGCCAGUGAUUGCCCCCGGGGUACAGAUCAACUUUACACAAUCCCUGCACACUCAAGCGAGGGAUACAUGUCAUCACCUGAACGCAGUUCCGCUAGAGUACCUUACGAAGAUCCAUACUAUACGCAGUUCUUGGGUCCACCGGGCUCAAGACCUGGAAUCAAUCCUGUUAUCGACGAAGAGUCAAGUGAUGGUGUCAUUAUUGAUGACUCGUACCAAAUGUAUGGCGUAAAUGCCAUCACAACCGCGCCACGUCCUAUGCCGAGGCCCCCAUACGACGCCAGGUUGGGUCCGCCCGUUGAUGAUAUGCAACGUCUAAGAGUAGAAAAAAUGGAGCGACAACUCGCAAAUCUUACUGGACUAGUCCAAAAAGCUCUUCAGGUACCUGGAAGCACUCCUACACCCGUUGUGGCUCCCAGACAAGAUUUUCAUCCACCACGUGCUAAUCAAGAUGCCGGACAUUUUGCCAGCACCGAGAGACCUCCCAAAUUGGGGAGGGACAGAUUUCAGAAAUCUGUGUCGUUCGAGAAAUCGGUAUCAUUCAGCGAUGAUCCACCAGACAUGAAUUCACCAAAACAGCAUUCUCCUCAACAUGCAGCUGAUACAAAACCAACAAAACCGGCAAUCAAGUCAUCCACAUUGCCGAGGACAUCAUCACAAGAACGAGAUCGACAUAAGCCAGCACCGCCACCCAAACCAGCUGGCCUUGUUAGCCAGCCGUUGGCAUUGGUUCCUCAAAAGACCUAUACGGUCACCGUAACCCCAGACUUCUUUAGCGAGCUGCAUCAUCUUCAAAAACAGAGCCGAGAUCUCAGAAUAGAGACUCGUAAUCUACGUCGUACCACAUUAUCUCACGCGAUGCAGAUGAGACAAAUGAUGGCUGAUACUAUAGUGAAAAUUGGUACACUCGCUGCAAGGUUUUGUGAGGAAGAUCCGGAAUCUCAAUUGGCGCGAGAGGAAGAAAUUUACCGUCAAGAUAUGCUUUUGUUGGAGAAUGAUUUAUAUGAAUUAGAAGCCACCGUCGAGCGACUCCGGGGACAAGCUGCUAAUAGACUGGAAACUCGUGUCAACAUGGCGGAUAUUGAACGUAUUGCAAUGGUACUAUCGAAGAGUAGCAAAACCGUCGCUGAUUGGAAAUUGAAGUUUCCCGUUCUUCAGGAAACAAUGAAGGCGAAACUAGCAUCUGAAAUGGAAAAGGUGGUGCGUAAAGAGAAAAUGCUAGAGGAAGAACCGGAGCGGUUAGAGUUGGCAUUGCGUCGUUGUAAGAAACUAACUGGGACUCUUGUUACUUUAAAAAGAUUGGCAUGUGUACAAGAACAACGCCUACCAAUGAGCGAUGGACGUGUUUCACCAACUUCCUCUCAAAGUUCUACCACCGCUGGACCAUCUUCUGAGGAAUAUCACUCUGAAUCAACUUGCCACGUCUCACAGACUAAUAAGGCAGCCGGCGGCGGGCGAGUGUGUACGUCCCGGGGAACAACGGACGUGCGGCCAGAGAACGCCCUCGAUGCGCUACUAGACGAGCUGCAGACGUUUGCCAAACCUGCGGAGCGGAGCGGCAGAGGCGAAGGGCCUCUGAGAAGGCUGCAUUCGUAUCCCAGCGGAAGCGACACAGACGCCUCGCCGCCUGUUCGUGCUCGCGGACAGCAUCCACCAAAGCCACCGGUUCCCGAGAGACAUCCUGAAUUGCUCGCAAUGGCCGCGCGCCGAGCCCCGCCGCCCCCACCGCCCCGCACCACAUCCCGGUCGCCCCUCGCUUCGCCCACUUCGCCCCCUUCGCCACCCUGCACUGACAUAACCGAACAAAACGACGCAAACGCCCAAGCACGUCAGUCUCUUCUCGAACAACGGCACCAAGAACUUCUCAAGAAACAAAAGGCUCUCCAAGAACAAUACGCCCGCUUGCAAAUGAUACAACGUAGUGGACCCACGUUGCCCAUUAGUGCCCAUCCUGACUUAAAGAAGACGGGCAGUGAAUCGAAUUUACUCACCAAAAUGAACUUAAAUCUUGCCCCGGCUAGUAUAUCGGGCAGCAUGACACACUUAGCCGGCGAUUGUGAGAGGAAAAGAAGCGAUAGUACCGAGAUGCCCCCCUCGCAGGAUAAAUGCGACUCGUUUGCUACUACAAACAAAGUAUAUGAGACUGAUAUUCUGUGACCGUGUAAUUGUUCCGUUAUAUCAGUUUAAACGUUAUACUUGUUUUAUAUAGUAUUCGAUACGUCACACAACACUUCCUUCGUAUGUAAGAAAUUGUAAGAACUGAUCCUAAUCUUCCACGACGUUGACCUUUUCUAUUCCUUGCUAGAACUCCAUGUAUACCUAGUUUAGUAUUAGGAGUAUUCUUGUCUAUAUAUCUCUUUACCUUUAGAUAAUUUCGAUCCGCUAUACAAACGACUAGGCAAGUUUGACUGGAACAUGAUUUAAAUAAAUUUUAUAAAAACAGUAACUUUUAAGGAACCCUUAAAUUACGUAAACAUAACGUGGCUGUUAAUCGGUGUUUAAUCCAUAGUAUAAGAAUUAUAAGUGAUAGGUGAAAUUUUACAUCACAAUAUUUUCUUAUUUAUUUUCCAAUAUUUUAUUAUAAUUGAGGUGAUUCGUGACUAACUAACGAAAGUAGUUUAAUGUCUAACGCGCUAUAUAUAUCACACUUUUAAAUAUAAUAAUUAUCAUAACUAUGCACACUUUUGUAGGAACAUCAGGCCUAAAACGAGUUAUUAUGUAACAUUCAUGAUUCCUUUUAAAUUAAAGACUCAUUUAAAAAUUCAGCUAUACUCGUGACGCGAGUUUUAUUAUGAAGUAUAAGAUUUAAUACGCCGUCGAAUGCUAUCGUUAAUUUUACUGUUAUAGGGUUCUAAAUAAUAUGUACCGUUUUUGUCAUACCACAAUCCACACCCUAAAAGUGUCGUUGUUAUAUUCACUGUAUUGCCACAGACUAAGGUGUUAUUACAAUCUAAAACGGUCUUAUUUGACUUGCGUUUAAAAUUAAUAUUGUCAAACUCAUAGAGUAUCUCUCUCUCUCUUUGUCACUCUCUCUCUGUCAGGUUUCACAGCGUAAAGACAAAUGACUAUUUGAAACAGUGUAAGCAGACUGAUUUAGUUUUUGAAUACAAAGGAAUUAGAACUUAUUAUACAUCCGGUUUUUAAUCAUACAUUUACUAAUAUGUAAUAACUAACAUAACUACUUUACUAAUAAACUUAAAUAAUUAGGUAUCCUAGACGAAAAUUUGCCUUUUCUAGUUACAUUUAAUUUAAAGUAUUUCAAAAUGUUUAAAAGUGCCAGAAUUCACCGUUUCUAUUCACUUAGAAUAUAUUUAUUCGUUGAUGUAUUAGACAGUAUUGAUUUUUUAAUAUCUAGUUUAUAUUUUUAUUACUUAGUCGUUGCUUCAGUAUCUUACUAACAUCGCAUUAAAUGCAACUGUUUUAUCUUAUACGAGUUUCCAUUUGAGACUGACAGUGCUUGCACAGUAGGUACGGGUUAUCUACUUGCACAUUGAAAAGUUUUAUAUACUUAAGUCUUUUACAACGAAAAUAAUAAAGCCAUGAAAAUAACUAUUUAAUAUUUUUGACGGUAACCAUUAAAAUGCAAAUAAUUUAAAGAGUUUUUUUUAUAUUGGUUAUAUUUUAUUUAGUCGAAAUAUUCUUCAUUUAGCAGAAUAAUUGCAAUAGACAAGUAAAUUUACUUUAACGUAUGCAAUAGAAAAAUUAAAGGUAUGGCUAUUCGUAUAAGCCUCAAAAAAAGCUUUAAAGCUUACGAAAUUGUCAAUCAAUUAUAGCAUAUUUCUAUAUUAUUUCUGUAAAACUAUCGCGUUGAAUCCUAUUAUUACAUUAUAUUACCAGAAUACAGGGCGGAAGAUUUUCAGUCCUCGCGACUGAAGAUACCAAAAUGAACGUUGUAUUAAUUAUUUAUUGAAGCUGAAUUAAUAUCUGUGAUAAGUAAAAAGUUACCUAGGCAAUGCAUAUGAAUUGAACGAUCCAUUAAAAGUUAUAUUCAUUUUACUUUACUUCUUUAUCGCAACCACACACAACGAUGUAUUAACUUUUUGACAAUGUACUCGCUGAAUUCCGUCAAUAAUAAUAAAUAGUAAUAAGUA